Cornus florida is the source of this 1719-nucleotide messenger RNA. RefSeq lists its product as uncharacterized. The coding region runs from base 516 to 1406 and encodes 296 amino acids. The transcript has 2 exons. The record is from RefSeq and is a predicted model, not a curated record. NCBI's taxonomy places the organism in Eukaryota, Viridiplantae, Streptophyta, Magnoliopsida, Cornales, Cornaceae.
CUCACUCUCCUUUUUCUUUUUCUUUUUACUUCAAACUUUAAACAUUGAUUCCUCCUUCAUUACUUGGAAUUUUUGAAAGCCGUUUACGGUAAUUCGAAGGGCACGGCGAGAUCUUCACAUCCAUAUAAGUAAUUUCAGUUUUAGUGCAUUAUAGGGAUUCCCGUUUUGAGACCCAUUUUGGAGUUUUUUUAUCCUCCUUGAGUGAAUUCUUCACCUAAAGACCAUUUGCAAUCUUGUGCACAGGGCAGCAAUGGAGGUCACUUUUCAUGUACAAGCAUAAUUUGAUUCUUCUAACCUUUGCCGUAAUGGAAGGACCUUAUCAGAAUCUUAAGGUGCCGUGGGAGAAGAAGUAUACGGUCCUCACACACCAUAAUCGAAUCAUUUAAGCGAAAUGGGACAUAUCUUUUCUAUAUAAGGAGAAGUUGCAACAUCUUUUGUUAAGUAAGAAGAAAGUGUUUGAGAGUUCUUCAAGGUAGGGAGGGAAAAAAAAGUUUCAAGAGCUCUAUAUUUGAGUGAUGUCUAGGUAUGGAAGCUACACCACCUACCAAGGGAUGGACAAUCGUAGCGAUGAUUGGAACAGACCAAGCUAUGUUGGAGAUGACUAUUCUGAUCAUCUCUGUCGCCCGGUCAUUGUUGAUGCUGAGGGAAGGAAAAGGCCAAUCAUUUCCUACACUCCCACUGCCACACAGAGCUAUGUCACAAAAGUGGAGAGAAUUGUUGAGCAUGUCCGCACACCUAUUGUGACCACUGAAUACCAGUACAGCACUCCCACAAGGGUCGAGCCUCUGAAUGAAUAUGGAGUUGUCAACAACAAAUGGGGCAGGCCUUCGAGCCCAGUCCAUGAUCGCCCCCAGAAAGUCGAAGAAUUCAUCACCAAGGUCCAAACUGAAGUCAGCCGCCCUGCUAGGACCGGCAUUGUGGGCACCUGGCGCAACCCUGCAGGCACCAAUGGCUAUGGUGAUCAGUAUAAUAGCUACAACAACAACAACAACAGUGACUGGAACAAGCCAAGUGGCAAUUACAAACACGAUGAGAGCUUGGCUGAUCCAUUCAUUGUCAACAAAGAAGGUUGGGGAAGAGAGAGUACUCCUAAAGGUUGGACUAGCACGCCUGGUCGUGAUACCCCACUUAGCAAGCCAACUAAUGACAUUGGCACAGCUGUGGAGUACCUGAAGGAAGCUUCCCAUUCUCCAUCUAUCACUUCUCCUCCACCACAAUCGCGUUUUGGUGUACCGAUCUCGACAACGCCAAGAAAAGAGACAUACACAGAAACCAUUGACAGCAGGGAGGCUGCAAGGAGAUAUGGCAACUUCAAUUUUUCAUCUAGGCCAAGGCCAGCUGAGAAUUACAUAGGGACCAUAGACAGUAGAGAGGCCGCGACGAAGUACAAAGGCGCGCGGGUUUAAAGAUGGAGGUGGACAUGAUUAUGCCUACAACUAUAACUUGACCUCCAUUGAAGGCUCUUUGAUAUUCUAUUAUAUAGGUUUGUUUGGGCUUCUCCAGCUACUCUACCAGUGUUUGUUUCCCUCCCUGUUUGUGUUAUACUUAAAGUUGUGUUAUGAGUGUUUAUGUCAUGAUAUUAGUAGUGAAAUAAGCUUUAUAGUAAGUGUUUGUAAUAACCAGAGUUAUGGUAACCUGUGAUUGCUAUGGAGAAGAGGAUGUAUGCUAUAAGAAAAUAGUAAUUAUAGUGAAAUUAUGGAGUACUAUAGUUUCUUUAAA